Molecule: messenger RNA, 579 nt
Organism: Symphalangus syndactylus (siamang)
Lineage: Eukaryota; Metazoa; Chordata; Mammalia; Primates; Hylobatidae
Product: mitochondrial import receptor subunit TOM20 homolog
Biological process (GO): tRNA import into mitochondrion; protein targeting; protein import into mitochondrial matrix
Cellular component (GO): mitochondrial outer membrane translocase complex
Molecular function (GO): transmembrane protein transporter activity
Source: RefSeq, a predicted model, not a curated record
AUGGCACCAGCAUCUGCUUCUGUGGAGGGCUUCAGGCUGCCUCCACUCACAGUGGAAGGGGAAAGGGAGAAGACGCACACAGAGAUCAAACGCGACGAGAGCCAGAAAUCCCUGCCGCCACCAUCCACGCUCUGCGUUGUAGAGAAGACGGUGGGUCGGAAGAGCGCCAUCGCCGCCAGUGUAUGUGGGGCCCUUUUUAUCAGGUACUGCAUCUACUUCGACCACAAAAGACGAAGUGACCCCAACUUCAAGAACAGGCUUCGAGAACGAAGAAAGAAACAGAAGCUUCCCAAGGAGAGAGCUGGAUUUUCCAAGUUACCUGACCUUGAAGAUGCUGAAGCUGUUCAGAAACUCUUCCUUGAAGAAACACAGCUUGGUGAAGAGUUACUAGCUCAAGGUAAAUAUGAGAAGGGUGUAGACCAUCUGACAAAUGCAAUUGCUGUGUGUGGACAGCCACAGCAGUUACUGCAGGUCUUACAGCAAACUCUUCCACCACCAGUGUUCCAGAUGCUUCUGACUAAGCUCCCAACAUAGAGAAUUGUAAGUGCUUAGAGCUUGGCUGAAGAUGAUAUGGAAUGA